This is a messenger RNA of Naegleria gruberi, 2682 nucleotides long. RefSeq lists its product as uncharacterized. Lineage: Eukaryota; Heterolobosea; Eutetramitea; Acrasida; Naegleriidae. Gene Ontology annotation, molecular function: phosphoric diester hydrolase activity; double-stranded DNA 3'-5' DNA exonuclease activity; DNA-(apurinic or apyrimidinic site) endonuclease activity. The coding region runs from base 1 to 2682 and encodes 893 amino acids. The record is from RefSeq and is a predicted model, not a curated record. Gene Ontology annotation, cellular component: nucleus. The transcript has 2 exons. Gene Ontology annotation, biological process: base-excision repair.
AUGUCUGAUACGAAUACCACCUUAUCAACAGAAGGUAAUCACUCUCCUUCAGAAGGGAUUCACUCUUCGUCGGAAGUGGAGUCAAAUCAUGACCGUCAAACUACACAUCCUCACAGCCUCAAGGAGGCUGCGUCUACGGAACAUACUAGUAAUAAGUCUCUUGCUAUUGACAAACAACAAGCCACAAAGAAACGGAAUGCUAUUAGAGAAGAGGCCAGGGACACUCCAUCAACCAAUCCUACCUCCCCUGAGGUAUUUGCUUCCGAAGCCUCGGGUCCAGCUGAUGGCACCAGCAUUAUUGCUGAAGAUGGUGACUCGGAUCGCAAUAGUGACAUUUCUAUGGAAGAGAGAUCUAUUGAUAAGCUCAGACGACACCAUCGUUAUAACAGAGCUGUUGUGGUGUCCACUGACAAUGUCAGUGCCAUCCUUGACACCAUUGGUAUGAAGGACGACUCAAUAUAUGGAUCGAGAGUUGUUGAGAGCUUGGGUUGCAUAAUCCUUUUCUUCAAAAACGCCAAGUUGCUAACCUCUGCAGUUACUGCUGCAUCCAGAGCCAAAAUUCCAAUGUUCGCUCAAACCACUAAAACAGCUUACAAAUACCAAAUUGGCAAAGAUCUCAAUGCAAGCAACAUCUCCAAGCUGGUUAAAAAACUUGGCCCUACCAUAGUAACCCUCAACGUCAGUAACAGAAAUGGUAGUGAAUAUUGGGCUAUGGGAACUAGUGCUAAAAUAUCCACGGCAGACUCUAAAAGCUUCAAACUUUCCAAGGUCAACACAGACGAAACCAUAUUUAGAAUUGCUUUUCCUGGUAAAGAAAAAGACCUGUACAAGCUAGUCAGUGCUGUCAGUACCCAGUGGAAAGUACGUGUUGUCAAAGCUACCCUUAAUAACAAAGUUGCCUAUCUCAGUAUCAACAAAAAAGAAAUUACGAACAAUGUAACUGAAACUAUUAAGGUCAAAAAUCAAGCAUUCAAAAACCUGUCCUUUUCUGCCAAGGUAGCCAAAUCUAUUGCUCACAGAAUGGCCAAUGUGGAAACCAAAAUAUCAGAACUAACCACCACCAUGUCCAUGAUCAAUAAGACUGUAGCUAGAUUUAAGAUUAAGGACAUACUUGACAUAGUAACCGUCAGAGACGUAGAAGAUCGUAUUAAUAUGAGCAACACUGGUUUGUCCUUCAAGUUAGCAACUGCUAACUUUGCAGGUACUGGAUGGGUAAAGCAAUCCCAAAUGCUUUCAUUUAUUGAAGACCAGUCAAUACAUGUACUUAAUGUACAAGAAACCCAUCUACCAAGCUCGGCCCUUAGUGAACACUAUUGGCAAAACAAACACUUCAGAUCCUUCUUUUACCCUUCCCUUGUCUUUACCUCCAACGCACCAGAGACUGACAAAGGAGCAGGCGUUGCUACAAUUGUAAAACCAUCCCCACUCACGAAAGUUCUUACUUUCAUCGAGCAUGUUGUUGGCAGAAUCACUGAGCUCAUUUUAGAGCAUAAACAGUUGGGAGUCCUCAGAAUAUUUAAUUGGUACGGACCUGCAAAUGACUAUAACAUCAACAGACAACAAUUUAUGAUUAACACUAUCAAUAUCCUUACACCUAUCAUCCAAUCCUCAGUGCUUCACAAUGAGAGAGUGAUUAUAUUAGGUGAUCUGAAUGCCACAACCACAACCUACACCAAGACUUAUCAUGGGCCACAUGAGAAACAACUUGCAGAGUUUUGCAAUUCCCUUAGGCUCUUCGAUAUAGCACCAGCUAUCAAUCGCCCCUCACACCAACAACGUAACAAACAGUCACAAGGUUUCUCAAGACCGGACCAUAUUAUAUCUACACAUGCUGACCAUGUAGACUGUGAGGACAUUGAUACACCUCAUGCCCACAAAUUGCUCACCAUCUCAUACACCUUAGCUAACAACUUUGACUUCCCAGAGAAGUUUAACAAGGUGUCUAUACCAGCUACUGUCUUGUCUAGAGAUUCCAAAGCCAUCAAUGCUACCUUUUUAACCAAAAGUCCCAAAACACUUAAAGAGGUCCAAAAAGUAUUACAAGAUAUCACAGUACAAUAUGGAAAAGUGGUUAAUGAUAAACCAAAGCUCAUCACAAACAACAAACGAAUAAUCCAACUCCAAAAGUAUAUCUUUGAAAUCAAACAACUAUCUCGACACAAAAGAGUAUCCAAUAUAACAGCUCAAUUCUUAGAAGGCAACUUUAGCUCCAACAAUGUAGAACUAAAACUCAAGCUAGCCAAACAAGAGCUUAACUCUUUGAUUGGUACUUUAUUGGCAAAUAGAAAGAAAGUUUUUAUGGAAAGAGUGAAUAAUCUUAGUUCCAAAUACCCCUAUUCCUAUGCAUUCAGAAAGGAACUAUCAUGCUCUUCUAUUCUUGGCAUUGUCAAACACAACCACAACAAAACCAUCUCUAAACACUUCGAAGACAUGAGCAAUACAACACAAAAAGUCACCAAAGCCCUCCCUGACAUUAACAAAAACAGGAAACUCAAGUCAUGGAGACUCACUCAUAUCUCAGUUAAAGAUUUAGGAAAAACCAUCAAGAAGACUAAAAACUCCAUGGCUGGCUAUGACAACAUCUCAGUGCCCCUUAUUAAAGUGUUUCUUAAAAGAAAACCAACAAUAAAUAAACUAAUGGAUAUAAAGCUCACACUACAACUUCUACCUAUUCUUAGGUAG